Messenger RNA from Pocillopora verrucosa, 2837 nucleotides. RefSeq names its product endothelin-converting enzyme 1. Gene Ontology annotation, cellular component: plasma membrane. Gene Ontology annotation, molecular function: metalloendopeptidase activity. The record is from RefSeq and is a predicted model, not a curated record. NCBI's taxonomy places the organism in Eukaryota, Metazoa, Cnidaria, Anthozoa, Scleractinia, Pocilloporidae. Gene Ontology annotation, biological process: protein processing.
AUGACAAGGAAGAACACCUUCAUUAUAUCAGCUUUUCUCGUUGUAAGUACCAUAGGUAUUCUGGUCUUUGUCACCACACGCCAUAUUCAUCAGAAUCUUGGUUCGGUUCAAGGACGGGAACGCGCCGUUUACUUGUUCUCAGACGUUCACAAUGAGACUACAAGCAAAAAUGUAUGCCAAACUCAUGAGUGUCACGCAGUCGCCGAUUACAUAAAAAGUUCCAUCGAUUCGACGGUUGAUCCAUGUGAUGACUUUUUUGCGUUUUCUUGUGGUGGAUGGAUCCGACGGAAUCCAAUUCCCAAAAGUUAUAAUGAUUACUCCACAUUUACCAAGCUAUCUAAAGUUAUAGAGGGUGAAAUUCGUGGCCUUCUCCAAACGUCAAAAAUGUUGCAUGACAUUCCUCAUAACGAGGCUCUGACGAAAACGAGAGACUUGUAUCACUCAUGCAUGGACGUUAAUCAAAUUGAAAAGCUCGGUCCAUUACCAAUGCUUGAUUUUAUUCAAGAGAUAGGCUCGUGGAGCAUCUGCCAUAAUGGUAGUUGGAAAAAGUCUUCGUGGGAUAUUUACAGAGUAUUACAGAAUGUACAGAGUACAUAUUAUCCUGCAUCGCCUUUCUUCUCGGUAGAGGUCACAAAUGAUCAUCUUAACUCCACCAAGCAUUUGAUAAAGAUUGAUCAGUCAGGUCUGAGUCUUCAACGGGAGAUUUACUUUAAACAUCCUGAGAUGGUGGACAUUUAUGUAGAAUAUAUGGCAACAGUUGCCUCUCUCCUUGGAACAAAAUGUAACACAACCGAAAAAAUGCGUCAAAUCAUGGAUUUUGAAACAAAACUGGCUAGGUUCACAACGUCAGCUGAAGACAAAGCUGAAGGAAUUUACAGGAGAAUGAACCUCCACAGCCUCAUUCAAAUCGUUCCUCAGUUUCCUUGGUUAGAUCAUAUGCAGGCCAUAUUUAAAGGAGCAAAUGUGACUGAGGCAGAUAUUGUGUUGACCACUUCAACAUCAUAUCUUCGGAAAAUGGCAACACUUUUGAAGAACACCUCUAAAGAGUUACUCUCUAACUACGUGGUGUGGCAAAUGAUCCGAGACAAAGUAAGUCUACUGUCAGAUCCUUUCAGAAAGGCCCGAGCCAAGUUCAAUGAGCGUAUAUCUGGAGUGAAGGACACAGAUCCUAGAUGGCGCACAUGCACGGGAAUCACUAACGACAACAUGGGCGUUCCAAUCGGUUCCCUAUACGUACAGAAUUUCUUUGAUCAGUCCGCAAUUUCUAAGACCCACUCGAUGGUCGAUGAGAUUAAGGAGACCUUUAAGAGAAGAGUGAAACAACAUGAUUGGAUUGAUGAUAAAACAACACAAUACGUCUUUGAAAAGGCUGACGCUUUAGGAAGUAAGAUUGGCUAUGCAAAAUACGUGGUUAGCCCAAAGGAACUCGUAUCGCGCUUCUCAAGACUCUCAAUAAACUCAAAGGCCUUUUUCAAGAACAACAUCGAAGUGGAUAAAUGGGUGAGAAACCGACUCUUUGCCAAACUUCGAAAGGCAGUCGACAAAGAGAAAUGGCCAAUGUUUCCACAGACAAUAAAUGCCAUGUAUCAGUUCUAUGAAAAUGAGAUAGUGAUUCCAGCUGGUAUACUUCAGUCUCCUUUCUUCUACUCUGCCAAAAUUCCGAGGUCUUUAAGUUAUGGCGCUUUAGGAUCCAUCAUAGGACAUGAGCUCACCCAUGGUUUUGACAACACCGGUCGAAAAUUCGAUAAAAAUGGAGAUAUCGUUAAGGAAUGGUGGAGCAAGCAAUCUCUUAUCGAAUUUAACAGGAGAUCUCAGUGCAUCGAAAAACAGUACUCGAAAUUUAAAGUUCAAGGGAAAUAUCCGAUCAGUGGGAAAGUGACACUUGGAGAGAACAUUGCGGACAAUGGUGGAACUAAACUUUCAUAUUUUGCAUAUCACGAUUGGCUUACAAAGCAUGGUGGUGAAGAGGAGUAUGCACUUCCUAGCUUGCACUACACUAACGAUCAACUAUUUUUCAUCGGAUAUGCUCAGGAGUAUUGCAGCCAUGCUCGACCUAAAACAGAGUACAUUUCUACGCUGAGUGAGAUUCAUGCACCACCCAAGUUUAGGGUUAUUGGAACUCUCUCUAAUUUCAGGGAGUUCUCUGAAGCGUUUAAUUGUCCUACCAAUAGUACCAUGAACCCUGUGAGGAAGUGUGAGGUGUGGUAAAGCAGAAGAUUUUGUGCCGUAGGAGGCGUCAGAAGAACUCUUAGUAUACUUUAUAGUAACUCUCAACCAUAAGAGCUAGAAUGUCGAAGUCACCUUUUUUCAGUGACAUUUUUGACUUUGCAGCUUUAAAAGCAUUGCUUGGCUUAUAACAUGUUCAACACUACAUCUAGUGACUUCUGUUUCCUUGUCAACAAUACAUAUAUUUUCUUAAUAGAAUAUCAAUUUUCGUAGACCAGAACUUAGACCCUUGGCAGGACACAACCAAUCGAAAUUGACAGGAGUACCUCGUGCUUCAUGUUAAUUGUUUGUUUGGUUUUUUUUUGGUGAAUGCAGAAUCAUAGUUUGGCGCGUCUUUUGACACUUAUUAAAAAUUUAACAACGAGCAAGAAAUUCAAAACAAGCAUGGUCCAAAUGCCAUGUCAUAAACUAUUUAUUUACCUAGCUAUUCAAGGGAAUAUUGGCUCGAGAGUUAAAUCUUUUCCCAUCCUGCCCGACCUUGCUCAGUCAAUAAGCAUUUCAUCAUAUGACCAUUUUUGCUCUUCGUUUAGGAGGAGUAAGUAGGAGGUCAAUACCUGUACUUUCGGAGUAGCUUGGCAACUGAAAUAGUUCUGCGUCAGAAAUUUCGCCAA